Molecule: messenger RNA, 1636 nt
Organism: Dendrobium catenatum
Lineage: Eukaryota; Viridiplantae; Streptophyta; Magnoliopsida; Asparagales; Orchidaceae
Product: serine/threonine-protein phosphatase PP1-like
Exons: 4
Coding region: 291-1241 (316 amino acids)
Cellular component (GO): cytoplasm; nucleus
Molecular function (GO): protein serine/threonine phosphatase activity
Source: RefSeq, a predicted model, not a curated record
ACGGUCCGUCCGUUGGAGUAAGCGGAGCUUUGUCCGGAGUUCCACAGAAUAAUUCUUUCUUCGCCUUACGUAGUUGCAGGCUCCGGCUCCCUCCGACCACCUUCCUCUACCUCGCCUUUCUUAUAUUAUAUUAUUAGUUAUUUGUUAUUGCUAAUAAUCCACUAAAAAAACCCUGCCUUUUUAGGCUAAUUGCAGUUUCCCCUCACUCUCUCGUCCAUCUGGCUUCCGCUGGCUCCGGUGAUCGCUAGGGUUUUGACAUCAGUGACGGUGUGAGGAGCAGCGGAGAGGAGAUGGCGGUGGUGCAAGGGCAGGGGAUCGACCCGGUCCUUCUCGACGAUAUCAUCAAUCGGUUGCUUGAGGUGCGAUCGGCGAGGCCCGGCAAGCAGGUGCAGCUUUCCGAGGCGGAGAUCCGUCAGCUCUGCGUCGUCUCACGGGAGAUCUUUCUCCAGCAGCCCAAUCUCUUAGAGCUCGAAGCCCCCAUCAAGAUCUGCGGUGAUAUCCACGGCCAAUACAGUGAUCUUUUAAGGCUUUUUGAGUAUGGAGGCUUUCCUCCCGAGGCCAAUUAUUUAUUUUUAGGUGAUUAUGUGGACCGUGGAAAACAGAGCCUGGAAACCAUAUGCCUUCUUCUUGCUUAUAAAAUCAAAUAUCCAGAGAAUUUUUUUCUUCUUAGAGGAAAUCACGAAUGUGCGUCCAUAAAUAGAAUAUAUGGAUUUUAUGAUGAAUGUAAGCGCCGAUUCAAUGUGCGGCUAUGGAGGGUUUUCACCGAUUGCUUUAACUGCCUUCCUGUAGCUGCUCUCAUAGAUGACAAGAUAUUUUGUAUGCAUGGUGGCCUUUCUCCUGAUUUAUCGAACUUGGACCAGAUUAAGAAUAUUACUCGUCCAACUGAUGUGCCAGACACUGGUUUAAUAUGUGAUCUACUCUGGUCAGACCCUGGUAGGGACAUUCAAGGUUGGGGAAUGAAUGACAGAGGGGUUUCAUACACUUUUGGUGCAGAUAAAGUAUCAGACUUUCUAAUAAAACAUGACUUGGAUCUUGUUUGUCGUGCACAUCAGGUCGUGGAGGAGGGAUAUGAAUUUUUUGCUGAUAGACAACUUGUGACAAUAUUUUCAGCCCCAAACUAUUGUGGUGAAUUUGAUAAUGCUGGUGCAAUGAUGAGUGUUGAUGAAACUCUUAUGUGCUCUUUUCAAAUCCUAAAGCCUGCAGAGAAGAAAUCAAAGUUCUUGAUGCCAACAAAAAUAUGACAAUCAUCCAUACUGCUAUUAUGUUUCUGCUUAAGGUCUAUUUCAGUUAUUCUAAACCCUAACUGUGUGGUGCUCAUGGAGGUUUGCUUGACGAUCGAUGUCUCGGUUUCUUUAAAUUACCGAGCCGUAAAUCUAUGAUGCAAAGUAAUUAGGGAUAAUGCGUGGAUGGGCAAACCCAAACCCUUCAGAAUGGCAAAUGCCAGAUUUAUUUUUCCUUUUUUUGGUUUGUUUUUAUUCCUUCAUAAACACCAUUAGUUGUAUAUGCAGUGAUCCUAUGUAAAGGCUUUGGCUUAAGAUUCUGCUGUUCUGUAUGCCUAAUUUGUUUCAGUUUAACAUUUAACUUCCUCGAUUUAUUGUUGGCCAAGACAUCAUAUGGAUUUUCAUUACCUUUUUCA